UGGUGGUAGUCUGUGACGGGUUCAAUCAUAAUUUUGACUAUAAAAGCCGGCACCGGCCGCAACUAGACGCAUAGUGUACUUGGGUAGUUCAUCCGAGUAGCAGCAUCCGCGGCAUAGCGUUUAGUAGUGCGUAGCGUCAUCUAGUGCCCUUGCUAGUGAAUCCAGUGCCCAGAAGGAGAAUGUUGAAGAAAACGAUCGUUCUGAGCUGCCUGGUCGCGGUGGUCCUUUGCUCCGGCGACCUGGAGACGGCUGAAACGGGAUGGGGUGGUGGCGGCGGCGGUGGCUGGAGCAGCGGCGGCGGUGGUGGUAAGAAGGUGAUCAUCAUCACGUCGGGCGGCGGCGGCGGCGGUCAUGGAGGCGGCGGCUGGAGCGGCGGUGGCCGUAGCCUCGGUGGAGGAGGCUGGUCCAGCGGAGGCGGUGGCGGAUAUGGCAAGGGUUGGUCCAGCGGUGGUGGAUCGUAUGGAGGCGGCGGCGGUUACUCGCAGGGCUGGCCAAGCAGCAGCAAGGGAUGGUCCAGCGGUGGGUCCUCGUUCGGUGGCGGCUAUGGAGGUGGCUACGGAGGCGGCAGCCUCGGAGGUGGCCACUCGGGCGGCUGGAGCUCGGGCGGAAGCAGCCUCGGUGGAUGGCCGUCGGGUGGCGUCAGCAAGGGUUGGUCGUCGGUCGGUAGCGGUGGAUACGGCGGCAGCCAGGGAUGGUCGUCGGGUGGAAGCGGCGGAUACGGCGGUGGUAGCCACGGAUGGUCGUCGGGCGGCAGUGGACUGGGUGGUGGAUACGGCGGCGGCAGCGGUGGUGGCUGGAGCACGGGCCGCAGCCUGGGAGGAUCGGGCGGAUGGUCGUCGGGAGGGCUGAGCAAGGGCUGGCCAUCGAGCGGUGGCAGCAAGGGCUGGUCGUCGGGAGGCUACGGCGGUGGAAGCGGCUGGUCGACCGGAGGAAGCGGAUGGAGCGGUUCCAGCGGCUGGUAGGCGCUUGCAGCGUACCCGAAAAUUAGCAACCCCUCAACUGCCCCCUCACACUGUUACGACACAGUUCUUGUUGAUAUCUUGAAAUAAACAGCAAUACA
This is a messenger RNA of Anopheles moucheti, 1060 nucleotides long. RefSeq lists its product as uncharacterized. The record is from RefSeq and is a predicted model, not a curated record. The transcript has 2 exons. The coding region runs from base 180 to 962 and encodes 260 amino acids. Lineage: Eukaryota; Metazoa; Arthropoda; Insecta; Diptera; Culicidae.